AAGAGGGAGGAGGAAUCCAAUGGAAAUCUGCGGUGCAACCGAUAUGAGUGUGUUCAUAUUUAAAUAAAGACAAAUAUCAACAAUAGAUUUUUCAUAAUAAACUUAUUAUUAUUAUUAUUGACCCUGCUGUAAAUUACCUUAUAUUAUUCGUGAAGCAAGCACCUGACUUUGUUCGAGGGAAUCGGCAGGUUAUUUUUGCGAGGACACCGAGGAGGCCCAGUCGGGUCGGAGUGGAUAGAAGCGGCCGCCUCGGAGUUGACAGUUGAGAAUAUGUAACGGGGGUCACCAUGGCAUCAAGAUUCGGUAAAACCUACAGUCGGAAGGGAGGGGAGGGGAGCUCCAAGUUCGACGAGGUCCUGUCCAACAAGAGGUCCACCCACAGCACAAAAUGGGGUCAGACCACCUUCAAGGCCCAGCUGGGCUCCAAGCGCCCCGGCCUGGUCCCAGAGCCUGGAGAGGCCCCCAAAAAGCCCCGGCGUCUCCCGGAGGAGGGCUCCGAGGACCCCUUCGGUUUCGACAGCGACGAGGAGUCCAGACCCGUGACCUCCCGCGGGACCCCCCAGCCCAAGGCCACCCCGCCCAAGCCCGCCCCGCCCAAGCCGGCCGCCCCUGAACCACGGCAGGCUGAUAGACCCAGCGAAUCGUGGCAGCUGAACAGGCGCUUCGCCGUGGAGACGGCACCGCCGUCCAAUCAGAGAGCGUCCCCGGCCCUGGACCUUGACUGGAGCGCGCAGAGGGGGCUGUCGGAGGAAGCUGGCGGACGGCUGCAGCAGACCCAGGCCAGCGAGGGCUGUGACGCUCACAGCUACGCCUGGUACAGCAUCGCCUCAGAGAGCGACAGGAAGCCCACGCCUCGCUCCACCAGCCUGAAGACGGACAGCUGGAGCUCCCUGGCGGGGCCGCGGCCCCCCUCCCCCGCCUUCGACACGCCCCGGGGGGAGGCGUCCCCGUGGCCGGGGGCGUCCGGGCAGGACGAGGAGGGCCAGGCUCUCCGCAGCGAGGAGCGGCCGCUCUCCGAACCCGACCGGGCCGAGCCGGGCCUGGGGGACCCGGAGCUGCCCUCCGAAUCGGACGCCCCCUCCCAGUUCCUCCACCGGCCGCCCAACUGCCGCACCUACCGCCGGCCCGACCGCUUCAGGCAGGCCCCGGGGCCGGGGAACGGGGAGAGCGCCGGCCAGGCCUCGCCCAGGCCCCACAGCGCCCCCUCUGGCCGAGGCCGGGACUACACGGUGCUGCACCCCUCCUGCCUGUCCGUGUGCAACGUCACCAUCCAGGACUCCAUGGAGAGGGCCGUGGAGGACUUCCCCGCCCCCACGUCUGCAGACCCGGGAGAGACCGGCCGGCUGAGGAAGAAGGCCGAGGCCACGCCCAACAAGCCCACCAGGUUCAGGCCCGUGCUGAGCAAGUCUAAAAAGGAGAGCAAGCUGGACUUCUUUGGUUUCGAGGAGAAGGACGGUCUGGACGAGGAGGACCCCGCUGCCUCAGGGAGCACAAACUACAAGAUCAAGUACUUCGGCUUCGACGACCUGAGCGAGAGCGACAGUGAGGAAGAGGAGGACAGGUCCUCGGCAGCGGAGAAGAGGAAGGCCAAGAAGGCCGCAGCAGCAGCAGCAGCCAUGGCCGCCUGCUUGGACAGCCCCGAGCCGAGCGACUCGCAGGAAAGCCAAACCAGCAGCAACACAGAUAUUCUGGAAUUCCCAGACGAUUCCUAUCCGGCUGUGGCUGGAACGCCGAAGAGGCCGCAGGGAAAACAGUCGGAUAAAUCCGGAGAGAGCGGCAGAAAGAUUUUCAGCGGCCCUAAGAAGUCCCCCGCAAAGGCUGUGUAUAACGCCAGACACUGGAACAAUCCGGAAGCUGAGGAGCUCCCCCCGCCCCUGGCCCGGGCUCAGAGCGCUCCGGCCAGUUUAUCGGGAGGAAGCAAGGCGAACAACCCCCACCCGGACGACGGCUUGUUCAAGACCCCGGCCCCGCCGCCCAAAGUCAUCAAAUCGGUGACCAUCCCCACCCAGCCGUACCAGGACAUCGUCACAGCGCUGAAAUGCCGGACAGAGCACAAGGAGCUGUACACUGUUGUUCAUAACGUGAAGCACUUCAACGAUGUUGUGGAGUUCGGGGAGAACCAGGAGUUCACAGAUGACUUUGAGUAUUUGGAAGCGGGCCUGAAGAGUGGUCAACCCCUCAACACGCGCUGCCUUAGUGUCAUCGGCUUGGCCACCAGGUGCGCGAUGCCCAGCUUCCGCAUGCACCUGCGGGCCAGGGGGAAGGUGGCCCAGGUCUUCAAAACGCUGAGCGACGCCCCGCAGCACCCGAACCUGGCCCUGUGCACUGCCUCUCUGAUGUACAUUCUGAGCCGGGACCGGCUGAACAUGGACCUGGACCGGGCCAGUCUGGAGCUGAUGCUCCGGCUGCUGGAGCUGGAGCAGGACCCCAAGAUGGCCGACUCCCAGCUGAGCUCCAGGGAGAUGGGCAAAGUGAAGGAGAAGAUCCGCAAGCUGUGCGACACGGUGCACAACAAGCACCUGGACCUGGGCAACAUCACGACUGGCCAUUUAGCCAUGGAGACCUUGCUGUCGUUGACCUCCAAGAGGGCAGGUGAUUGGUUCAAAGAGGAGCUGCGGUUGCUAGGCGGACUGGACCACAUCGUAGAUAAAGUUAAAGAGUGUGUGGAGAACCUGGAGGAAGAGGACGAUGAGGACAACCUGGUGGCGUCGUUAUGGGGGGCCGAGCGGUGUUUACGGGUGCUGGAGAGCGUGACUGUACACAACCCGGAGAACCAGAGCUACCUGAUCGCUUACAAAGACUCCCAGCUCAUUGUCUCCUCUGCCAGGGCCCUGAGACACUGCGAGGAGAAGAUCCAGUGCUACAGCCGGGAGGCGCCCGCCCUCCGCGCCUGCGGGGGCGCUGUGCUGCCGCACUGCAGCUUCAGCAGCGUGGCCAAGGCCGUGGAGGACUGCAUGCGCGCGGUCAUCGGGGCUCUGCUCAACCUCACCCACGACAACGAGUGGGGGAGCACGAAGACGGGGGAGCAGGACCAGCUCAUCCCCACGGCGCUCAACUGCGUGCUACGUGUCCCGCAGUUUCUACCUCAGGAGCAGAGAUUCGACAUCAGAGUGCUGGGUCUUGGCCUCCUCAUUAACCUGGUGGAGUACAGCGCCAGGAACAGGCACUUCGUGAUGGACCUGCAGCUGGACACACCCCCAUGCCUGGGGGAGGAGCUGAAGACAGAGGGGUCCUUCAGUGCAGUCGCUGCUCUAGUGCAGCUCUUCCUUCAGCACGAGCGUGCGGCCGUCCUCGCCGAAACGGAGACGGACGACUUCAUCAAUGACGCGCCGAAGCCCCAGCCGGACAAGACAGGCGAGUGGAAGGAAACUUCCGGAGAGAUCCAGUGGGUGUCCUCUGAAAACUCUGCGGAGAACGAGAACAGCGCGGAGCAGGAGAAGAAAGAAGAGGAGGACGAGGAACUGGACCUGAAUAAAGCCCUGCAGCAUGCUGGGAAGCAUAUGGAGGACAGCAUCGUGGCCUCGUAUACCGCGCUCCUAUUGGGCUGUCUGUGUCAGGGGAGUCCCAUGACUGCCACAACUGUGAGGGAAAAUCUACCUAAAGGAGAUUUCUCCUUAAUGACAGAAAUGCUCAAGAAGUUCUUAAACUUCAUGAAUCUAACGUGUGCUGUGGGCACCACAGGUCAGAAGUCCAUCUCUCGGGUCGUUGACUACCUGGAGCACUGUUAGUGCUUUGGUUCUGUCGGGCCACCCUGGGGAUUCUGGGCCACAGGGAGGUACAUCAUCAUGAUCCUCGUCACAGUGGGAUUCACCGCCUUCCCGUUUCAUUCGAUGGCUGGUGCCUCUCUCAGUUUCACUCCUUACUGUAAGGUGUGUUCAGAUGUUCUCCAGCAACCGACGGAGAGGCACGAGGGCUUCAUUUCACAGAUGAAUGAAAUUAUGAACAGUGCAGUUAGCACGGGCUGCAUAAACCAAACACACAUUGGCCGACUGUGCUGACAAAUAAUUGUCACGGGUUGCUCUUGACCUACAAGUGGAUGAGUGAGGAUGGUAGUGGAGUUUAUAAAGUGUUAUUGAAUGUUAUGUCUGAGGCAGCUGUGUGUUUUGUCUGAUCUUGCAAGGUCUUGGCACUGACUCACCCACCUUUGACCAAGGGAACAAUCCAAGCACUUGCCUAUUCAGUAAGGUUAGCUCAGUUCUCAAAACAUUUUUUUUUUUUUCUUGUUGUCGUCGUCUUUAUUUUUAUUUAAAUGUUUUCGAAAGCUCUCUUUAAGCAUUCAGCGAAGUCUAAGCAGCUAAUUAAGAGGGAGCGUGCGGAAUAAUGUGUACAUUCAAGUACACCCAGAGGAUUUUGGAGCUGCAAUUUCAAGAUUGUGAAAGAAACAAUGAAAAUGGGGGGAAAAAAACAAAAAACCGAUGAAAGAUCCUUCUCACAGUUGCACUAUGUGUUUUCAUGUGCAGAGUGAAAUGAUAACUUUGCUCACAUUUCCACUCUCGUAGCAGCAGGUCAGCUGUUCACUGCAUUGUACAGUUUUGGAAAGUGUCUGUAAGAAGGUAUUUUUCUUCUCGAUUAAAGCUGUGAGUUGUAGACCGGUUGUGUACAUUGUACAGGGCCGCACUUUUUCACCGACGUAGGCGAUUUGUCUCUACAUGGAGACUGAGGCAAGGUGUUUUCAAAAACAAGAUGCUUUUUUUUAGCUGUUGAACUUAACAUUUUAAGCUUAAUUUAAGUACAAAUCAACUGGACUGGAAGACAUUUUUUUGUUUUAACAAUGUAAAAUAAGCAUCUUUUUCCUUUUUUUUUAUUGUAAUUUUUUUUGCAUAUCAUUCACAAACCUUUGCCGUCACAGAUACCUCUUAACACCAUUUUAACAGUUCAAAUUGUAUAAGGAAAAUUCCGGAUUUUUCUGGAACAAAAUUAUAUCGAUUAAUAUACUGAGCUUGAAUAGCAUCUUGCAAAUCAAGAACCACUAAAUUGAUAUUGUUUAGCACAUGCAGUGUGGUCCGAGUUAAAUCACAGCCUAGAUAAAGAUGAUGAAGUAGAAUAUUGUCUUAAUCUAUUGGUAAUUCAUUACAUAUUUUACUAACACCCAUUGGAAAUUGUAGUUGACCAAGAUACGCUUCAAAAACCACUCAUGGCUUUACUCUGUUUAUGUCAGUGUAAAUUAGCCCUUGUUUUAAUCCAUUUCCUGGGUCCACAGUUGGCUGGCUAGCUAAGAUUACUACAUCUGCCAGGACCGUGGUAACUUGUGCCAGGGUGUGGUCAUACUAUGCAGAUUUGUAGAUGUCCCCACGGCAGAUCUAGGAUCAGACACUUGCGUGUUAGUUCUGCUUAUGCCAAACGGAUCACUGAUUCUGGAUCAGUUCUCAUGCAGUCUUCUGUAGCAAAUGUAUCUGUGUGUGACCAGCAGAUGUCAGUAGUUCUCAGCUGUGAAUUAAUGGUAAAUGCCUACAGUAUAUUGGAUAAAAUUUGAGGAUAAAGCUCUCUGGGGCUGAUCCCUCCCAUUGAGCCUAGGUCCGCCUUGACUGAUCAGGCCUGUGAGAAACCCUGGUUCCUUACCUGCAUACUUCAUUUCAUGCUGCCUUCUUCGCUCAUCUUUAUCAAGGGCGUGAAUCAUUUCAGAGUGCACUGUAGCUGUGCUAACCUUACGCUUGAACUCAAUCCGUUGUGUCUGAUCAGAAAGUACUACUGAUGCUACUCGCAGCUGCGCCUAAACUAAGUCUCCAAAACCGAAAACGGAAAGGGACGGGGGUAGCCUGAGCUUUACGUUAGCGUGACGCAUCGGGCUAACAAGCGGGUUUUCAGGUCAAACAAGGUCCCACAGGUCUAUAUGAGAGAUGAUUAUCUGGGAGUGUGAACUGUGAACAACUGCGUGGUAUAAUUUCUCAUGAGAUGACUUCACUUGGUUAUCCUGGUAGUUGACUUGUCAGCUUAGUGGAACAGUUUCCGUUGGACACAACUGCCAUAAUGCACUGUGUAGCAGUCUAGCACUGGUGUAGAGAAGCACAGAUUCAGGCAGAACUUCUGCUUGAGGGUUCGCGUUGGUUAGCGUAGUUCCUGGGGGACUGAGGGAGAUCGGGGGAAGAGAGCUGGCAGACUGAAGAUCCCUAAGCUGAAAUAACACAGCCACCACAGCUGCGUGCAUCAGUCUUCCAUUUCUGAUUCAGUUUGUUGACUGAGCUACGUCACACCCUGCUCAAAAAGCCCCACAUUUUUGCUUGAGAAAGCUCUCAGUAAUUAAGCUUUAGUUAUCAACAAAACAAUUCCCAUUUUUCAUUUUUGAUUGCCACUUAAAAACAUGAAGUACUCGUGGUUUUUUUUCUAUUAACUUAAUAAAUGCACUUUAAAUGUAAAAUUCUCCUGAAAUGUUGUAUGUAUUUGCAAAAACCGUGAGAGAGAAACCACCAUGUCCUUUGGAGGUUUCAUGGUUCAUCCAUAAUUCAGCCGGUUGGAUCGGUCACUUCCACACCCUGUGAUGCUAAACGCAUUAUUCACGCGAUGCCCCCAGCCCCUAGCGCACAGAGUGUGCAUUAUACAGUUUGCACAAGUGUUCAAUCUCAGAGUCCUCAUUACCUGGCACAAGGUGAAGUUCUGCAGCCAUAAACCAGGCACGGGUGAAGAUACAGUCCUCGGAUAUACACGACUCGGGGUUCGAGAACAGCAAGGCUUUUAAUGACGUUUGUGUUAUUCAGUGUUACGGGACUUGAACGGUUUCGCCUGCACAGGGCGGUUUGAGUUUUGAGAAGGGCCAGUGGUUGACUGGAGCUUCCUCAGGUCCGAUGGCUUCAAUUGGACCCAGGUCUGCUUCAGUGUGGUUCCUGAGUGAAGACUCCUCUAUAGCCAUACCAACAAUAGUUUUCUUACUUUUGUCUGCAAAAACUGCAAAAAAAAGAAAAAGAAAGAAAGUUUAUUUACAAAUAUAAAUGAAAUUACAUGUAAAUACUUGUAAAUAUCCGCUGUUGGACAUUGGAGUGGUAGAACACUUUCUGAAUCCAAUCCUAUUUUUGUUUUAUACCACGUUUCUCAGUUGUAUUAUUUACAGUAGUAAGUAUAGACAAAAAAAGACAACUGCAGGAAGAAAAAAAAAAGAAGAAAAAAAACAUUUGUACCGGUUUCAAGAAUAAUGUAUUUGGUUACAUGUACAUAAUUUUGUCUCAAAUAAAAAUUGAUACUUUCAGUACAA
Conger conger (European conger) is the source of this 7183-nucleotide messenger RNA. It is a transcript of the gene wapla, whose product is annotated as WAPL cohesin release factor a. Gene Ontology annotation, biological process: regulation of chromosome condensation. The transcript is spliced from 20 exons. Lineage: Eukaryota; Metazoa; Chordata; Actinopteri; Anguilliformes; Congridae. The record is from RefSeq and is a predicted model, not a curated record. Bases 288 to 3728 code for a protein of 1146 amino acids.